AUGGGGACCAUUUUCUUUGUAGACGAAGCUGAGUUUAUACCGAGUAACCGCGGCAAGGGUCAGGUGCUGGUGUACAGGGGGUACACGUUCGCCAACAUGAACAACAAGACCCGAUGGUACUGCUCCAAGAAAGCCGCCGGCUGCAAAGUGAGGCUCCUGACCACGCCCGAGGGUCGCGUGAUAGAGUCCCUAUACGAGCACAGGCACGACCCGCCAAACUUGUUCCGUGCCGCCGAUGGAAGGAUUUAUAGAGUU
Molecule: messenger RNA, 255 nt
Organism: Iphiclides podalirius (scarce swallowtail)
Lineage: Eukaryota; Metazoa; Arthropoda; Insecta; Lepidoptera; Papilionidae
Source: the annotation of a GenBank genome assembly